UCUAAUCUGACAACAUAUAAUGCCAGAAAACAAAAUGGAGAUCAAAUCAGAAACGAAUAUUGUUUGUGAUGAACUUGAUCAAAACGAUUUACAACGUGACCUUGUCUCUAUUAAGGUUGAAAGGAAUCAUAAUGGUUCUGUGUUAAACGUACCAGAAUUUCAAAGAGAGUCAUCUAACAUCGGUGGAGAUGUCGUCGCAGAAGACGAACGGGAAAAUAGUAUUACUGAUACAAAAGAAAAUCUGCCAUCCAUUGCAAAUGAGGAAGAAGACAUUAAGAACAAGGACAGUAAUUUUGCCAUGGAAACGAAGGAAUUUAAUUGUUAUUCACCUUGCAUCAAUACUGCCAAAAAUGCUACUUUGAUAGAUGAUAUAAGCGACAUAAAACCAAACGUUCAAAAACCUUCCUCCAGUAAUCUGGUAAAACAGUCUCAGGUUUUAGGAAACAAAAAGAUGACGUCUCAUGCACAAGCGCUUAAUAAAGAAACCAAAGACAGUAGGACCAAUGGUAUAACAAAACUUUCGGCACAUGACACGGAGAUGACUGGACAGGCAGUAAACGACAGCAAAUGUACAAUGUGUUACAAAAGUAUUCAGUGUAAACAUACUACAACGGAUGGCAAAAAUAGCAGUAAGAAAUUUCAGUGUGAUGUAUGUGGCAACUGGUUCAAACAUACCUACACACUGCGAAAACACAAGUGUAAUCACGAGGGAGAGUAUUCUUGCAGUGUAUGUAACAAACGGUAUGGACUACCAAGCUAUUUAAAACGACACAUGCGUAUACAUACUGACGAGAAAACGUUUUAUAAAUGUCGAUAUUGUGAUAAGUCACUAUGCAGUACAUCCAGUCUGGCAGCGCACGAGAGACUGCAUACGUUGGACAAACCAUUCGAGUGCGACGUCUGUCAUAAGCGGUUUACUCAGUCUAGUAACCUUACAACCCAUAAAAAAGUUCACUCUGAAUAUAGACCAUAUGUCUGUGAACUUUGUUCUAAGCCUUUUAGACACAAACAGUCUUUAUUGGUACAUUUGCGUUCUCAUACACAUGAGCGACCGUACACGUGUGGCACAUGUGGACAAACUUUCACUCAAAAUACACAUAUGCGUACUCAUGAACGACUUCACUCAGGUGUGAAGCCCUACAAAUGUGAUAUGUGUGAGAAAACAUUUUCACGUAAGCAUCAUCUGGGGUAUCAUUUAGAAACUCAUUCUGGAAAGACAUAUAAAUGUUCUAUCUGUGAGAAAUCUUUCACGGCGGAGAGAGCAGUUAUACAACAUGAGCGCAUACACACUGGUGAUACGCCAUAUAAAUGUGACGUGUGUGGGAAGGAAUUCAAAUAUCACGGCUACCUAAGCGUUCAUAAGAGAAUACAUACGGGAGAUAUGCCGUUCAGAUGUAAAUUUUGUCCAAAGGAGUUUAUUGUAGCUAGUUCCUUGCAACAACACUUAAAACACAACCAUAGAAACAAGAGGAAACGACCUGGUUCAAUUAUUACGUCACCAUCUGAUGAUAUAAAUGGUUCAACCAAUCAAUCAAUUACGGGAAGUUGUACCAACAAUUCAGAAGUACAGGAAGCUAAUGAUAAUGGGCUGAUCGAGUCAGUCGAGCUAGCUUGUGAUUCUGCAAAAAAGCGACCUGUAACUCAGUCUGUUAUCGGACAGAAUGAAAAGAAAAAAUCUGCGAAUAAAAAACAAGACGCUAGUAACAAGAACAUUUCAGUGAAGCGGCGCAAUAAAAGAACUGCUUGACUGUAUACUUAACUCAAAUACAUUGAUAUGUUUGUACUUGC
This is a messenger RNA of Mytilus californianus (California mussel), 1788 nucleotides long. RefSeq names its product zinc finger protein ZFP2-like. NCBI's taxonomy places the organism in Eukaryota, Metazoa, Mollusca, Bivalvia, Mytilida, Mytilidae. The transcript has a single exon. Gene Ontology annotation, cellular component: nucleus. The coding region runs from base 20 to 1747 and encodes 575 amino acids. The record is from RefSeq and is a predicted model, not a curated record.